Oncorhynchus nerka (sockeye salmon) is the source of this 2480-nucleotide messenger RNA. Its product is annotated as zinc finger protein 143-like. Gene Ontology annotation, molecular function: RNA polymerase II cis-regulatory region sequence-specific DNA binding; DNA-binding transcription factor activity, RNA polymerase II-specific. The coding region runs from base 210 to 2081 and encodes 623 amino acids. Gene Ontology annotation, cellular component: nucleus. Lineage: Eukaryota; Metazoa; Chordata; Actinopteri; Salmoniformes; Salmonidae. Gene Ontology annotation, biological process: regulation of transcription by RNA polymerase II. The record is from RefSeq and is a predicted model, not a curated record. The transcript has 16 exons.
GGGAGGUCAUCAACCAAUGAAUGAAAGGACUUUGAACCAAUGAGAUUACUAGUAGCUUGCGCGACUGAAAUAUUUGCCAAUCAUACAGAUCAGGUCGGGGCAAAUGCUAUCUUUGUACAUGUUCAAGGGUGCGCGCACAGGAGAACAUUUCCUGCCCUGAUGCAUGGUGGUCGAACCGAAGGGAUUGUUGGAAAUUUUAGAGAGCAACAAUGCUUUUGGCUCAGAUUAACCGGGACUCCCAGGGCAUUGCAGAGUUCCAAAAUGCAGGUGGAGACACUCAGCAGGUCACUCUCUGUUUGACGGAGGCUGUUUCAGAUGGCGAUCAGAUGGACAUGGACACUGUGAGUUUGCAGGCUGUGACCCUUGCAGAUGGCUCUACAGCUUACAUACAGCACAACCCUAAAGUCUCCAUUUCAGAUGGCAAGUUUAUGGAUGGACAGGUCAUUCAGCUGGAGGAUGGAUCUACUGCAUAUGUCCAACAUGUAUCAAUGCCAAGAGCAGAGGAGGCCAACAGGUGGACAGGAUCCCCUUUGUGUGAUGUAAUUGGAGGAGAUGGUCUGAGACUUGAGGAUGGUCAGGCUGUGCAGCUGGAAGAUGGCACAACAGCUUACAUCCACACACCAAAAGAUACCUAUGACCAGAAUACCCUGCAGGCUGUUCAGCUGGAGGAUGGCACCACAGCUUACAUCCAGCACACAGUACAGAUGCCUCAGACCAACACCAUCCUGGCCAUCCAGGCAGAUGGAACAGUGUCAGACCUGAAUGCUGAUGGAACCCUUGACCAAGAGACCAUCAACGUGCUGGAACAAUACACCGCUAAGGUGGAGGCUGAUGAUGUCAACUCUGUACUGAUGAGAGCUGAGCAAGAUUGUGGUGUGCAGAUGCAGAUUGUGCUUCAAAGGCAGAGUGGUCGUAGUUCUAGGGAGCAGCCUACAGAGAAAUCUUUCCGCUGUGACUAUGAGGGCUGUGGGAAACUCUACACAACAGCACACCAUCUGAAGGUACAUGAGAGGUACCACACAGGUGACCGGCCAUAUCUGUGUGAUCACCUGGGGUGUGGAAAGAAGUUUGCUACAGGGUAUGGCCUGAAAAGUCACAUCAGGACACAUACUGGUGAGAAGCCUUAUUGCUGCCAGGAAGUGCACUGUGCAAAGUCGUUCAAGACGUCAGGUGACCUCCAAAAGCACAUCAGAACCCACACAGGAGAGAAGCCAUUCAUGUGCCCGUUUGAGGGGUGCGGGAGAUCGUUUACUACCUCUAACAUCAGGAAGGUGCACAUUCGCACACACACAGGGGAGAGGCCUUACUACUGUGCAGAGCCUGGCUGUGGGCGAGCCUUUGCCAGUGCCACCAACUAUAAGAACCACGUGAGGAUCCACACAGGAGAGAAGCCUUACGUUUGCACAGUCCCAGGCUGUGACAAGCGGUUCACAGAGUACUCCAGCCUUUACAAACACCAUGUUGUCCACACACCAUGCAAGCCCUACAACUGCAACCACUGUGGGAAGACCUACAAGCAGAUCUCCACCCUGGCCAUGCACAAACGCACAGCUCAUAACGUCACAGAGCCCAUUGAGGAAGAGCAGGAGGCCUACUACGAACCCCCUACAGAGGCCAUCGAUGAUCCCUCAGUGAAUUUUGCCCAGGUUGAGGAGGAGGAGUCGUCGUCCUGUUCGGAACAGAUGACUGAGGCCAUUGGUCAGCAGCAUGUGCAGCUCAUAACACACCCAGAUGGAACCCAACAGGUCAGUAUCUCCCAUGCUGACAUGCAGGCAUUGGGAAACACAAUUACCAUGGUAACCAGUGAUGGCACCACCUUCACGGUUCCUUCCCAUGAAAUGCUUAAUGCAGAUGGUACACAUUCAGUUACCAUGGUAGCAGCAGAUGGUACAGAAGAGCAGGUGGCCAUUGAUUUGGCCUCCUUUCAGGGCAUGCAGACAGAGGGGGUUCACCCUGUCACUCUGUUAGCCACCUCAAACGGCACACAGAUCGCUGUCCAGCUCAGUGAACAACCUUCACUCGAAGAAGCCAUCAGGAUAGCAUCAAGAAUACAACAAGGAGAGAUGGGAUUGGAUGAUUAGAUAAAAUAAGCCUUUCAAUUUCUAUUGAAAUAUUUGAUAUGACGAGAACAACUGAUCUAUACAAAUUCUACAGUUUUCUGACUUAAGGGUAUUGUUCUUAAAUCAAACAUGGAAUUCUUUAUUAAGAUUUGUAAAUAGACAUUUUGAUAUGGCUGCACCAAGAGUCUGUAAUGCUGAAACAUCCAUUACUUUGUUGAGUAAGAUGUGUGUUGCUGCAUGAAUGAGAUUAAGAAAUGUAAGGUGUGUUUGGACUUUUGGUACCAUUUUUCCAUGUGUGAAUAUUGUAUUCUGUGUAUAUACAGUAAAUAGCCAAUGUUUUGAAUCCAGCAUAUAUUUUAACUUUGAAUGUGUACAAAUAAUGGAUACACAUUGGUUGUUAAAUAAAGCAGUACAAUUCUA